Messenger RNA from Meira miltonrushii, 890 nucleotides. RefSeq names its product putative APT1-adenine phosphoribosyltransferase. Gene Ontology annotation, cellular component: cytoplasm. The record is from RefSeq and is a predicted model, not a curated record. Gene Ontology annotation, molecular function: adenine binding; adenine phosphoribosyltransferase activity; AMP binding. The coding region runs from base 9 to 656 and encodes 215 amino acids. The transcript has 2 exons. Lineage: Eukaryota; Fungi; Basidiomycota; Exobasidiomycetes; Exobasidiales; Brachybasidiaceae. Gene Ontology annotation, biological process: AMP salvage; adenine salvage.
GAUCAAAAAUGCACAGGACACGUUCCGUUUCUUCCAUUUUUGAUCUGAUCCAUCAUUUCGAAUCAUUCAAGAUGUCAAACUAUACAACAGCCGAUGAAAAUGCAGCAGAUAUCGCUUUGCUAAAAUCAAAAUUCGCUUUCCAUCAAGAUUUCCCAAAGAAAGGAAUUUAUUUCUGUGAUGUUUUCCCGGCUUUUCGUGAUCCACUCACGUUGGAAUUACUCAUAACUCAUUUCGUAUCUCACAUUUUCAACGUUACAAUUCCAAAAUUAGCAAAAGGUGGAAAGAUUGAUACCGUUGUUGGAUUAGACGCAAGAGGAUUCUUGAUCGGUCCAAUCAUUGCUUCACGUUUGGGAGCAGCUUUCGUCCCUGUUCGUAAAGCUGGUAAAUUACCCGGUAAAUGCGCAAAAGCUUCUUAUGCAAAAGAGUAUGGAGAGGAUGUCUUUGAAAUUCAAUCCGAUUCUAUCGCAAAAGGUGCAAAUGUUAUUGUUGUAGAUGAUCUCAUCGCUACCGGUGGUUCAGCAAAAGCAGCCGGUGAAUUGGUUCAACAAUUAGGUGCAAAGACAUUGGAAUACCUCUUCAUCGUCGGUGGCUCCAACUUGAAUGGUGCCGCUAAGCUCGAUGCACCAGCAUACAGCCUGGUCGACAUUGAACUUUAAAUCUGAAAUUCACCCUCCCUGCCAUGUUCAACACAUACACCACAACUUUGUACUACCAUGUAUCUCUACUAGAUCUGUCCCAAAGCAUUUAAAGUCUAUCGGCAUUUCAUUUUGAAUAACCUCUACGCUGACAGAACUUUACGAGCGGCAUCUCUUGUUGCUUUGAGACCAAGGUUGGAACCAGCAUAUGCUUUGUUCAGUAACAAAUCCGUAACCAUUGCAUCAACCGCUUCA